CAAGAGAAAGAACGCAAGCGCAGUGGCUGCUGGAGGGGGAGGAGGGAGGCAGAUGGAGACUGGAGCAUAAUGGGAUUGAGACAGCAAAAAGGAGGAGUAGAGACAGGCCGACAGAAGGAGAGGGAGACAGGUUUGGGGUACGCCUGACCUUAAGAAGGGAGGGGAGCUCCUUCGCUAACCACACACACACACACACACACAUACACACACACACACACACACAGUGCUAACAGGCAGAGGCAGAGUGUCGACCAGCAGCCAUGACAGACGCCGACUGUCUGAGUGAGGCCCUACAGGCUAUCAGUGUGAGUACAGAGCUGAUUGAAGAGGAGCUCAAGCCUCAUUUGGACACAAUGCUUGCCGCUCUUCUGGAAAAGAAGAAGGAUGCUGCUAUUGAGAUCGCAGGAAGUGGGAUUCUACCCACCCUGGCUCAAGCCUUAAGGAGCAAAAGCUGCCUGAGCUGCCAGGUGGCGCUGGUGGUGGCAGAGAUGGCAAGAGAAGCUGCGGUCAGAGAGCCAUGCAUCGAGGCAGGCCUGGUGAAGGUGCUGGUUCCCCAUUUGAGCAGCAAUAACCAGGAGAUGCUGCUGAACACUGGCAGGGCCAUCGGACGCAUCUGCUUCGACAGCUCACACCAGCAGGACCAGUUGGUCCAGAGCGGUGUAAUCCCCAGACUGGUGUCCAUUAUAAGGGAGUAUCCAGAGAACGAGCCCCUGGUCAAUGUCUGCCUGCUGGCCCUUUGUAACCUGGCUGACAUGGACUCUGCGAGGGACGCCCUGACUGACCUGGACGUGGCAGGUAUACUAACCGUUCAGCUGAAACGGGCGCCGGACGCAGAACGCCGACAUAUAAUCCUGGAAAUACUAGGCUCACUGGGCGAGAGCGAUACACUGAAGCUGCAGUUCGCAGAGUCCGGAGUCCCAGAGGCUUUGUCAGAGAUGAUUCAGGGUUUGCAAGGAGGUUCUGACCCACACGACCUCUGCAGCAUUAAGAUCGCCUCCAACCUCAUCGUGUCCCUGCUUUUGGGAGAUGAGUCCAUGCAGAAAUGUUUUGGUGAGGGAUCAAGUCUUGUAUAUCAGGAUGUUCUGUCCUGGCUGCAGAGCCACAACAGCCAGCUGCAGCUCUCCGGAGCUCUGGCCAUCGCCAACUUCGCCAGGAACGACAGUAACUGUGUGAAGAUGCUGGACCUCGGUGUGGUUCCUCACAUCCUCACCUUGUUGGAGCAGCAUGUUGAUGAAGGAGACGUGUCUGUUCAACAUGCUGGACUGAGCGCACUCAGAAACCUGGCCAUCCCUGCCGCCAACAAGGUGCGAAUGCUGGAGGACGGGGUGACUGAGAGGAUCAAGACCCUGUUGCGCUCUGACAUGCCGCCAGUUCAGUUCAAACUGCUAGGAACACUACGCAUGAUGGUGGAUGGACAAGAGGAGGCAGCUUUGGCGCUGGGGAGGGACGCUGUGCUGCUGGCUCGAGUCAUGGAGUGGUGUGAAGCCAAAGACCACGCAGGAGUGCGAGGAGAAGCCAGUCGCCUCUUGGCUGCCCUCAUCCGACACAGCCGCAGCCCCGAAGUGGUCCAUGCUGUAGCCAAAGCAGAUGGAGUUCGGCACCUUAUCUCCAUGGCAACAAGUGAACAUGUCAUCAUGCAGAACGAGGCCCUAGUUGCCCUGGCGAUAGCAUCUGCCAUUGACAUUGAGUCCGUGAAGGAUCCGUUUAGGCAGGCCGAGCUGUUGCCAAUGCUGAAGAAGAUGUUGGAGGAUCCUGUUGGGGCGGUCGAAGUCAAGUUCAGUGCUUUAGGUCUGAUCUGCAGCCUGGCUGACUCCAAUGUAAUGAAGAUAGAGUUGAACUCUGAGAACAUGAAGGAAAGCCUCAGUGCGCUGACAGAACAUAGCAGCAGUAAACUUGCCUCUCAGGCCAGCUCCAUACUGGCCACUCUGAACGACACCAGCUAAACCAGCACGCUGCUCGAACACUGGAUCUCAUCUGAGGAAUGGAUCCACUGCCUCUUCAACAACUCCAACCUGGCGAUGGGUCAGUGGUCCUACCCUUCAACUAUAAAUAGCUAUAUGUCUUUUCAAAAAACAGUUCUGUCUUCACAGGAAGUUUAGGCAACAAAUAAACAUCAGCUGAACAACACCACACCCCCACUAAGUGACUCCAUAGUUAAUGGUUAAGUUGUCAGUUCAUUUGUAUAAUGCCUCUCCAGUCUUCCGACCACAUAUUAACAUACUAGCAGAGACUAGCGAGUAAUUAACAAGUUUAUCGACAUUAAGGAUCGAACGUAGCUAAUGCCAAGCAUGACAAAACAAUAUCAAGGUUCACUUUUAGUUCCUGUGGGGAGCCAUUUACCUCCACCUGCCACCAGUGGACCAUCCCUCUCUUCAUCCUUCAUCAUAGAAUGCUCAACAUUUCCCACUGAUACCUACCAGCUAUUCAGUAGACAUUCACUGUGCAUAGCUAACAUUUAGAUUUAGUGAAAAGGCAAGUUCACAGAGUCCAAAAUGGAAGGGUUUGUGUCUGGUGAGCAUGAGGAAUUCAGAAAAUGUCUAUUUAAUUUAGACAUUUCUUCAAUAAAAAUGCACAGUAAAUGUAGUGUUAACCUACUUACACGGUGGGGAAGUGAUGAAUAACUAACACGACAAUAUGGCACGAGUUCCCUAUAGUUAACACUUACGCAGACUAUAUGCUAAGGGCUUUUAUUGUGAAAAGCAGGAUCUGCUGUACGCUUCUUUUGUUAAGGUUGAAAGGUGCAAUGAAGACUACCAUCUUGGUUUGGGGUGGUGUACACUAUAGUGUGCAUUUGGAAUAUAUACGUAUUUGGUGUUCUGUAAAGUUACUCAUGUUUGUAUGUUGACGUGGCAAAUAACUAACACUCCCUGUGUGUAAAGGCUGUGAGGUGUUUUUAGCGGCUGAAAACUAUAUAACCGUCAACACCCCUUAAACCAUAAAAUGACUACUGUCCUUCUGAAUAAUGUCAAACAGAACUAUUAAUGCAACCACAAUAACAAGCAAUAUAUAUGUAUGUCCUUAGGGUAGCAGCAAACAUCACACCCAACCCAACUUGGUUAUGCUUAAUGAACUUUUGAUGGAUACGGAAGGAAAUGUUUGGUUAUUGUUGGCCAUCGUCAAAAAGAAUAAAAAUAGCUUCUGGUACUGCUUAUAAUCCGAUGCAAAGGGAGCAUGCUAUGUCCGCCUGAGGUCGUGUUCACACUAUUCUAGAAAAACCCAACCAAGACGCUUCAUAAUCAGGGGCAUUGAUUGGAAAUGCGUCUUUCUGUGGGAGCUAGCUUGUGGAUACACUUUGCACAUACUGAAUGCGUUACUUUCUAAUUAUUAAUUCAGGCACAAUGUCCACAGAGGAUGCGCCAUUCAGUUGAAUUCAUUAAGGGGCAGCAGUAGGAAUAACGAUACUCAGCUCCACAUCGGCCUCGCAUUGUUGGGCCGACUCAUUAUCAUCAUGUCGGCCUCUACUAGUUGAAGUGGGCAUUGACCUUGAAUGGUUGAGGUAAAACGUGGGCCGAGUGUGGUUUAAGGUUAAACCUUCCGGUUUGACAUCUAAUGCAAACAUGAUGUUCUACAUCUCACAGAGGAAUCCUACAAGCACAAUGUGAACAAGCCAUUUGCACAACAUCAUUGAACAGCAUGCAUUAACAGUUUGUAAAUAUAUAAGUGUACUACAGUAGGCUACACCAGACGAAUCAGUGUGCAUCUAUAGUUGAGUAUGGAAGAAAUUGUGAGCACGUGUGGUCUACACAACAUGAAUAAUUGGGAAAUGGACAGAAGCCGCAAUUCUGCUUUAACAUUCGAUGUAAUAUAUGUAUUGACAUAUUUGAUAUAGAUAGCUUUCACUUUAAAUCAGUGAACAAAUGUGUAUAUUUUUCAGGGAGGGCAUUUGACCUUCUCUGAGCUUUGUUCUAGAGAUAAAAUAAUAAAGUUAUGCAGUGUCAUCCCCAACAAGGUGUCUAUUGGUGUAUUUUUGAUUUGAUGAAUGAAUAUGAAAUGUGUUGAUCUCAUCUAUUGACAUGUAUAAUAGGGUGAGGGUGUUUUUUUGUUGUUUUUCUCUGCUGAUAAAGUAAACCAAUGAA
This is a messenger RNA of Pungitius pungitius (ninespine stickleback), 4076 nucleotides long. Its product is annotated as rap1 GTPase-GDP dissociation stimulator 1. Bases 261 to 1943 code for a protein of 560 amino acids. The record is from RefSeq and is a predicted model, not a curated record. Gene Ontology annotation, biological process: positive regulation of GTPase activity. Gene Ontology annotation, molecular function: guanyl-nucleotide exchange factor activity; protein binding. Gene Ontology annotation, cellular component: cytosol. The transcript has 14 exons. NCBI's taxonomy places the organism in Eukaryota, Metazoa, Chordata, Actinopteri, Perciformes, Gasterosteidae.